ACGCAAAAUGGCUCCGUCGACCAACAGCGCUCCUCCAUGUGUCAUCCUCAGCUUCGGAUGACUCGACUUGCGAACAUGAGGUGAGGAUGUCAAUUGACAUCGCAAGCAGACGGUAAUAUGGUGUACGAUUGGGACAAGCACGAACAACUAUGCUAUCGCUUGUACAUCGACGAGAGGAAGUCUCUCGAAGAGAUUAUGGAUCAUUUGCGGGUCCAUCACAAGUUCGCGCCCAGCAAACGUGCCUACCAAACCCAAUUUCGUCGUUGGGACUUCCCGUCGAAACAGAACCCUGCGCACAAGAACGAUCGCCUCGUCGCACGCGUCAAGGAACUAUGGGAGCGGAACCUGUCGCAGCGGGAGAUGCUGCGCGUCUUGAACGAGGAGGACGGCUUUGAUAUCAAGCAGCGGGAACUGAUGCGCGUGCGCUCCCGGAAUCGGUGGCUACUACGGAUGCCCAACGCCGAGAAGAGCGCAGUACCAAUACCAGUCUCACCCAUAGGCGCCAGCGCUGCCGCUGCUGCUUCGCAGUCUGACAUGAGCAUGCGGCUUGGUGCGAUCGCGAGCGUUACGCAGGAAGACCUGAACGGGGCUCAGGCCUCUGAAAACGAACUCACCCCCCAGGUCAUAGCGAAACGGCGCGACCGUCUGCAGAAGCUCGAGGUCGUGUCGGCGGAGCGGUGGGAGACGCGGAAGCGUCGCCGGCGGACUCGAGGAUGGGCCGGUCUUCCGGCUGAUCCGCCAGGCCCGCCUCGCUUCCCGUCCGAAACGACUAUCGACGAGAGCAAGGCCAUUCUCAGUCUCGACAAUGAACUCUACCGCGAACUCCGCACGCGUUUCGGACGAAUAUGUGACGAGGCUGGAGUCAGCAAGAAGACCAUCGCCGGCCCUGAAAGAUGGGAAGGCGUCAAGACUCGGCUGAUCCAGGAGAGUCCUCACCUGCAGAAUGUCAUGUGGGCGGAUCAGGAGAAUGUGGACGGCAGGAAGUUGGCGCUUGAUGUUAUUUGCACAGAUGUCACGAAGCGCAUGCGCACGAUGCACACGAAGAUGACCGUUGCCGAGGCAAAGAACACUUUGGGGGUUAACCCUGAACAGUCGAGGACGAUGCGGCAGGAAUUCCUAGCUAUCUUGAAGGCAGAUCAUUUCACAAGCAAGAUUGAAGCCGGGCACGAGCACUGGGCCGAGCUGAAAGAGCGGUGGUUGCGAAGUUCUUCGAUUCUACAGGGAGUGUUGGCCGCAGGCGCAACCGACCCAAGCCACGAGGAGAAAGUCAGGGCUGCUGAUGUUCUGGCCAGAGAUGUGAUGAAACGACUGAGGGACGACCAGGCCCGGCGCGAUCCGAACCGGAACAAAACAAGUUCUCAUUUCGCACCAGUUUCGCCCAACAACGAUAUGAUGCAUCAACAGCCUCACGAGAGCAGUAUCGACCCUAGCGUAAACCCCGGCCACGACGACCAACUGCAGGACAACUACGGUCAAGCACAGCAGACCUCGUCUCAACUUCGUCAUAUGAACACGGGCUUGGGCCCUGGUACGCCAAACAGGCACAAUGGCCAGAAUAACCCAGGUCCACCUCAGCUUCCAUUACAAACCCAUAUUCAAUCACCGUCACGGGAUCUAUCCCAUAACCAUGCCCUCCAAAGCCUCUCGAACGGACAGGCUCUUGCCCAUAGUCCUUCCCACAACCAGCCGCAGCUUUUACCCAACGGCCUGCUUGACAAUGGGCUUCCCAUAGACCCGCAGAUCGAUGGAGCGCUUCCUGUCCUCAUGAACGGACAUGACACCGUCAACUCGCAGCACGCGCACGCCGCAUAUAUUCCUCAAACUUUAGCGCCGCAAGGUCAACAACACGCCUAUGUUACGCAGCAUUUCGCAUCGACCGUCAAUCCCACGCCGCAACCGCCGCCAAUUGCAGUCUACUUACGUUUGCAUCCCUCGUCGCCCAUCACCAUGGCGCCGUCAAUCUGGAUUGCGACUUUGACAGCGCGCACGUUUGAAGAGCUGCGGCAGGUCGCUGUGAAGGAUUUGGCGGGGACGGUUUGUGGGAGAGUGGAAGGGAUACUGGCUGAGGGCAUGACAAUCAACAUAAGCAGGGAUGAUGAGUUGACGGCUUAUUUGGCGGUAGUCGAGGGCCGGGGUGGAAGCGGUGCGCCGGGUUUUUACAUCCAGGUGCUAGGAGCAGGUUGGAAGACAUAGCAUCGGAAAAUGGGGACGCUCUGCGUCAGUACGGGUGUAGGGAGGUAUUUUCACGAUGGAAUGCCUCACGAGCUGAACUUAAUGAGACGAGGUAAUACCAAGUGUUGUUGGCUGCACCGUGACAAACAGCUGGGAUGUGCAGUGAGCCGGUGAGCCGGAUUCCCUCGGUAAAGAUGUGCAGGUGACGGGUGUUUCGAGAAAUGAAUGCCAUAAUAUCGUACCAUCGGGAAUACCGCAUUGCCAUUUGCGCUGAAUUGGGCAUUGGGAUGCUAGUAUGAUAGGUCUGAUGUGUUCCUGUGCAGCAGCAUGCGACAUAAUACGGGCAAAUGGAUGGUCGACGGCGCAGACGGAGAUCCGUCCCCGCACAGUAUAAAAAGUCGUCACGGGCUCCACGCGGGCCA
This is a messenger RNA of Pseudomassariella vexata, 2594 nucleotides long. RefSeq lists its product as uncharacterized. The record is from RefSeq and is a predicted model, not a curated record. NCBI's taxonomy places the organism in Eukaryota, Fungi, Ascomycota, Sordariomycetes, Amphisphaeriales, Pseudomassariaceae. The coding region runs from base 118 to 2193 and encodes 691 amino acids. The transcript is spliced from 2 exons.